AAGGUGAAUAAUUUUGAAGGCAAAAAAAGACGUGUAAAUUGGGGAACAUGAAUAGUCACCUAAAAACGGAAAAAUUACACAUCAAUGCAUUCAUAUUAUACGCAAAAAUCGAACCACGUUAAAUUUGUAUGUUAGUGUAUCUUCAUAGUUAUUAUUAUUAAGUUUAAUUCUACACUACUCGAGUUUUUGAUUAGUUAGUAUGAAUUGGGCAAAAUUUGUAGUUAAUUAUUGUGGACAAGUGAUGAAUUUUGUUGGGCAACUGCUACUGAAUUCGAUAAAUUUUGUUGGGCGGUUGAUACUGAACCUGGUAAAUUUUGGUGGGGAACUACUAAAUUAUGGGGCGGAGUUGCUAUCGAAGGUGUUAAAUUUUGUUUUGGGGUUGAUACUGAACCUGGUAAAUUUUGGUGGGAAACUACUAAAUUAUGGGGCGGAGUUGCUACCGAAGAUGUUAAAUUUUGCUGGGCAACUGAUAUUGAACCUGGUAGAUGUUGUUGGAAAACUGGUACUGAAUCUGGUUGAUCUUGCUGGGGAACUAUUGAAUUUUGUUGCGGAACAGUUACCAAAACUGGUAAAUUUUACUGGAAAACAGGUAUUGUACCUGAUAGAUUAUAGUGGGGAACUGCUGAUGAAGCUGAUAGAUUUUGGUGGGGAAUGGCUAUCGAAGCUGGUAAAUUUUGGUGGGCAAUUGAUACUGAACCUGGUAAACUUUUGUUGGGAAUUGGUACUGAAUUUGGUUAAUUUUGCGGGGCGAUUGCUGAUGAAUUUAGUAGAUUUUGGGUGGGAACUGAUAUCGAAGGUGGUAAAUUUUGGUGAACAGUUGCUAUCGAAGCUGUUAAAUAUCUGUUGGCAACUGAUACUGAAUCUGGUAAAUUUAGGCCGGGAAGUGGUAAAUUUUGGUGUGGAACUGGUAAUGAAACUCAUAAAUUUUGGUGGACUAGUGUUAAUGUGGCUCAAAAUUUUCAUUUGGCAAGUGCUACUGACGGUUAAGAAUUUUGGUUGGCAAGUGCUAGUUACACUGAAAAGAUUCAGCCUUUUCAGCCUGCAAGCAUUAGUUACGCUGGAGAAGUUGUGUGGGCAAACACUCGUGAAUUGGUUUGAAAGGAUCAAUCACUGGUUUCACGUAGCUUUACCCUAUCUCAUAAUUAUCGUGUUGUUUCUAGCUAUCUUCGUGUAUUAUUGCUACUGCGAAAGAAGAUUACUGCUCAAGGAAGAAGAAGCGAGGAAGGUGAAGUUGCAAAAAAAAGAAAAGGCUGAAAGUGAUCGUUUAUCAGAACUCGAGAAGAGAAAGAAGAAGCGUUUGGAGGAAAUGAGAGAAACUAAAAGGAAGGACGUUGAGAAUAUGAAAUUGAAAGAGAAUAUACGAGCCAAAGUUGGAAAGGAACUCAGUAUGCUUGAAACGACAUGCCAUGAUAUGGCUUCAGUGCUGCGCGGAUUGGGAAUCAGUGUUGGUGGUGGCACUAUUCAUGAGGUUCGCGUUGCUUACAAAAAAGCACUGAUGAAAUUUCACCCGGAUAAAUCUUCAGGAUGUGAUAUAAGACAGCAAGUUGAAGCUGAGGAGAAAUUUAAGUUUAUUUCUCGAAUGAAGGACAAAUACGUACCAAAUUUAUGACAGGAAAAUGAUUAUAGUUUACGAAUGGAAAUAUUGUGUGUAGACAUUUCAAUGUGAACAGCUGCACUCAAAUGCAGAGCAGGGUUUUAUUUCCA
Molecule: messenger RNA, 1704 nt
Organism: Solanum pennellii
Lineage: Eukaryota; Viridiplantae; Streptophyta; Magnoliopsida; Solanales; Solanaceae
Exons: 4
Coding region: 200-1609 (469 amino acids)
Source: RefSeq, a predicted model, not a curated record